CCGACCAAACCCAAAUGCCAAUGCCACCACUCUCUCUCUCUCUCUCUCUCUCUCUCUCUCUCUCUCUUCCCUUGUCAUCGCCACAGCCCAUCUCUCCUUCAUAACCCUCUCACUCACUACAACUUUCCCAUUACAAGUACUCUCUCUCUCUCUCUCUCUCUCUCUCUCACUAUAUGCAUUGUGGGUUUUGUUUUGUCAAGAAUGAUAAGCUAAACCAAUUGUUUGAGCUUUCAACGGGGACAGGUAAGAGGAGACCCUCUAAUUUCUCAUUCAAGACUACUAUAUGUAUUUUGUAGUCUUAGGAUCAUUUUUGCCCCAUUUCCUUUUUGAUCCCAUGUGAUUAUAUAAAUAAGAAUUUUAUGAUUGAGACUUUGAGAUCAAAAUUCCUAGCAAUUGGUGGCAUGUACGUUUCUUACAAAUUUGAAGAUCUUUAUGAGAAUGAGAAAGGAGGUGAAGGUUUUCAUGCCCACAUACCCACAUUUCGAACUUUAUGAGAAGGGGAAAGGGCAUUUUUGUAGUUGGUCACAGUUAUAGCCUUCAUCAAGUGUUUGAUUAUUUAGUUUUAUGCAGAGAUUACUAAUUUUUCCUCCUGAGCUAGCCUAUGGAAGCAAAGGAGUCCAGGAAAUCCCUCCCAAUGCAACAAUAGAGAUAGAUGGUUUGAUUUGUUUCUCCAUGAAGGACAGUCAACAAACUGGACUUCUUAUUUGGUAACAUUCUCUUGUUCAUUUGUUUUAGUAUGAGAUUUCUUGGAUUGCUUGGUCAUUGCAUAUUAUUAAGGAAAUAGAUUAUGUCUUAAGUUUUCUUGUAGUCUAUUGGUAUGGCUCCCACUUGUCUUGCGACUGAUGCACGUGAUCAUUUACUAAAGGGAAGAACACUGAGAAGUGAGAAGUAGUAGUGCAGGGGCCACUAUGUUGUGGAAUUCCUCCUUGCAAUUCAUUAAUCAACUGUAAUUUUUUAAUCCAAAUUUUCAAUAUUCUCAUGAUUUUUUGCUCAACAACAUGAAAGACAAGGAAAAUUCCCUAUUCUUUAACUUGGUAUUAAGGCCAUUUCUGGUAAAAGCUUUCCUCGAGUACAGCUAGAAAUGCGUCCCUCUAGACACCAUAGAAGAGGAAUCCACCUCUCCAAUAAAUGCCAAAAGUUUCAUGAUUUUUAAUAUAGAUUCUUGUGCCCACUUUAUUCCUUUGCUAUGGGCCUAUAGCCUUAUAUUUACUCUCUCUUCUUUCCUGCACGUACGAUGAUCUUUUCAUCUCUUCUUCCCCUUUGCACACGCAAAAUGGUCAUCAAGCCAAACACAACACCGCACUUCCUUUGUAGCUGUAUCUUCUUUCUUCUUUUCCUUAGUGUUCAAUGUUCUUCUCAAAAGGCCUGUCCAAAUUGUGGCUCCAUUGAAGUCCCAUAUCCUCUAAGCACAAACCCCAAUUGUGGUGACCCAGACUACUCUCUUCGCUGUGAUCCCCACUCUAACAAAGUUUAUUUUGAUACCCUCAAUGGAAGUUCUUAUCUUGUACUCAGCAUUAUGGCUGCAUCUCAACGCAUGGUGGUGCAACCAUCGGCGUGGCUGCCCGAUAGAUGUGUUACUCAAGACAUGCUAGUGAGUGAGGGUCUCUGGUUGAACCAAUCUCUCCCUUUCAACGUCACUUCAUCUAACACAAUCUUCCUCUUCAACUGUUCACCGCGGCUUUUAGUCUCUCCUCUCAACUGCACUCCUUCUAGUCUUUGUCACCGUUACUUGGAUAGCUCGGGACAAGUUGACACAAAGAGAGCACUUCAAUGUGCAAGUAAUCUUGACCCUUGUUGCACCUUUGUUGCUGGUGGUAUGCCUUCAGCAUACAAGAUACGGCUUCACAAUUCAGGUUGUAGAGCCUUCAGAAGCAUCAUUCAUUUGGAUCCUGAGAAGCCUGCUGUUCAAUGGGAAGAGGGAUUGGAAAUUCAAUGGACUCCCCCACCAGAACCAGUUUGUAAGACUCAACUUGAUUGCUCAAGGGCUUCCAAGUGUUUACAUUCUGGUCUAAAUGGCCGCCUCCGUUGCCUUUGCAACAAGGGAUACCACUGGGACCAUGGUGUUGGAACGUGCUUGAGAAAGAAGAGAAACACUAAGGCUGGCCUCAGCUUAAAGGUUUUCAUGGGGGUAAUCUCCUUUUUCUCUCUGGCAGUAGCAAUGACUGCUAUUGCAGUAAGAAGAUCCUGGAAACUCUCCAACCAGCAGGCAAGGGUGGCCAAGGCAAGAGAGGACAUGUUGAGAUCAAGCAAUGGUGGGAAAUCUUCAAGGAUGUUUCACCUGAAAGAGAUGAAGAAAGCUACAAAUAAUUUCUCCAAAGAAAGGGUUUUAGGGAGUGGUGGUUUUGGUGAAGUCUACAAAGGUGAGCUUCAAGAUGGGACUGUUGUGGCUGUUAAAUCAGCUAGAGUGGGUAACAUCAAAAGCACAGAACAAGUUCUCAAUGAAGUUGGUAUACUUUCUCAAGUCAAUCAUAAGAACCUGGUUAGACUCUUGGGUUGUUGCGUGGAAGGUGAGCAGCCGUUGAUGAUCUAUGAGUACAUCUCAAAUGGGACCCUCCAUGACCAUUUACAUGGUAAGUUUUCCACAUUUCUGGACUGGAAAACAAGGUUAACAAUAGCUUUACAAACUGCUGAAGCACUGGCUUAUUUACAUUAUGCUGCAUACACUCCUAUCUACCAUCGAGAUGUCAAGUCCACAAAUAUACUAUUAGAUGAUGAGUUCAAUGCAAAAGUUGCAGAUUUUGGGCUGUCAAGAUUGGCUCACCCAGGGCUAAGCCAUGUAUCAACUUGUGCUCAAGGAACAUUAGGGUACUUGGAUCCUGAAUACUAUCGUACCUAUCAGUUAACUGAUAAAAGUGAUGUUUAUAGUUAUGGGGUUGUGUUGCUUGAACUUCUGACCUCCCAAAAGGUCAUUGAUUUCUCACGUGAUCAAGAUGAUGUCAAUCUAGCCACUUACGUGAUCAACCGGGUCAACAAUGGUGCAAGCAUGGAAGUUGUAGAUCAGCAGCUUCUUGGCAAUGAGCUCCCUGGUGAUACACUACUGGCAAGCAUAAAGCUCUUCUUAGAGCUUGCACUUUCCUGUCUUAGAGAGAAGAAGGGGAAUAGGCCUGGAAUGAAGGAUGUUGUUCAAGAAUUGCAGUGCAUAAUCCAAAUUGUUGAUCAAGAAGAGGUUACUAAUGAGGUUGGUAUUUAGAGUAUGAACGUAGUAUGAUGGUACUGUGAUAGUACUUUUUUUCUUUUUUUUUGGGGUGCUUGUGUUUGGAGUAUUUGCCUGUUAGAUAUGUUUGUUAUGUUUUUUUUAAUGUCUUUUUUUUUUUUUUUGGUUGCUAAAGUAUGUUUGUUAUAUGAAUGGAUAUCAUCUUUGAAUAUUCAUGUUGCAAAGUAGAAGGUGUGGAUGAGAGAAGGUAGUAUAAAUAAUUCCAAGAGGACGCUGAUCAUGAAUAGCCCAAAGAAGCUCUAAAGUGAUUCCAUGGUUGGAUUUAAGUGACUGGAAAAGAUAUAAAGAAAAAUUUGGGAUCAGAUGCUUGCUUUCCACAGAAAGUAGAUGGAAAUGCUCUAGAAGACAUGGACUUGCAGUUAAUGGGGUUAUUGGAAUCAAUUGGGGCUUAACAUGAUUAUUGCUUUGGAGAAAAACAAAUUAACUUUUGGAAAUGGAGAAAGCAGUUGCAUAUAUAUAGUUUGAAUUGGGAAAAGGGAUUGUCUAAAAAAGGAAAGCAUUAACUUAAAGUU
Quercus robur (English oak) is the source of this 3726-nucleotide messenger RNA. RefSeq names its product wall-associated receptor kinase-like 20. Gene Ontology annotation, biological process: protein phosphorylation. Gene Ontology annotation, molecular function: ATP binding; polysaccharide binding; protein kinase activity. The coding region runs from base 1235 to 3190 and encodes 651 amino acids. NCBI's taxonomy places the organism in Eukaryota, Viridiplantae, Streptophyta, Magnoliopsida, Fagales, Fagaceae. The transcript has 2 exons. The record is from RefSeq and is a predicted model, not a curated record.